AUGGAACCCGUUUUGUCUUCGCAUAGCGCAAAGACAGAGUACUUCGACGCAUACCAGUUCCUUCCCGAGAACGCAAAAGCAUCCAGCAGUCAGGAGCAAACCGACUCAAUGCCAAACAAUCCAGGCAACACUCAUACACCAAACGGUGACAUCUUAGGCUCAAAGGUGGAAGGCAGCCACUCCGAGUCCAUGGAGCGCCGUUCCAAUCCUUCAGACACUAGAACACCCUCUCUCCGAUCGCUUCCUGUAUGGACGGGGGACAGAGACGAGGACACACCACUCGUUGAUAGCAUGGGUGUCGGACGCAACACUUCCCUGGGGCGGAACGCUUCAGUGCGCACAACGAGAAGUACUCGCACGGCUAGAUCGGUAGCUGAGGCGACAGCGGCCUUCCAGAGCGGAUCAGUCCUCACAGGCCCAAACGCCAAACCAGAUGUGGAUGGGAGCGUCUUCCUCCGGGGCGCCAUCGCUGAGGGGUCCUUGAGUAAGAAACAAAAACAAAAAAUCUUGAAGGAUGAGCAGCGAGAGUCGAAGCGGUUUUCCAAGCUUCUGAAGACAGAAUCUUCGUUGGAAAAGGCUGCAUUGGCACGGGCUCUCAAGUCUCUCGCAGCUCUGCAAGAUCUUCACAAGUCCGCGUGCAAACUCGAAACGAAAGCAGAGGGAGCCUACUCCAAGUCGCUGUUGGCUGCUCAGAAAGCUGAAAGUACGUUUCAUGAAGCAAAGGCUCGUGCUGAGGAGGAGCGCGCGCGGUGGGAGGGCAAGCAAGCAGAGGCCAAGGCUCAAGAGGAACGCUUGGAAGCGGAGAGGGAGACUGUAAGGGAGAUGGAGGAUCGUAUGGCGGAAUGUGCCCGCGAGGUGGAGAAAUUGAGAAUUAUGAAGGCUACAGAUGAGAGAGAAAGGGAAGCCAAGAUGGCGGAAAUGACGAGCAAGAAGAAAUGA
This is a messenger RNA of Suillus paluster, 939 nucleotides long. RefSeq lists its product as uncharacterized. The record is from RefSeq and is a predicted model, not a curated record. The coding region runs from base 1 to 939 and encodes 312 amino acids. NCBI's taxonomy places the organism in Eukaryota, Fungi, Basidiomycota, Agaricomycetes, Boletales, Suillaceae. The transcript has 3 exons.